This is a messenger RNA of Trichoplusia ni (cabbage looper), 963 nucleotides long. RefSeq lists its product as uncharacterized. Bases 1 to 963 code for a protein of 320 amino acids. NCBI's taxonomy places the organism in Eukaryota, Metazoa, Arthropoda, Insecta, Lepidoptera, Noctuidae. The record is from RefSeq and is a predicted model, not a curated record. The transcript has a single exon.
AUGUCUGAAUCAAAAUUGAGGGAACUUGUAAGAAGACGUGGCAGCUUAAAAGCUAAGCUUACCCAUUUUAGCAACUUUAUUAGAUUAUUGCCUGGUACUGGUUUAGAUACUUUUCAAGCAGCUGAAUUAGAAUGCCGACUUGAUUCAAUAGACAAUUUGUACAAGGAAUUUAACGUGUUGCAGACGGAGUUGGAACUGUUGUCGGAGGAUACGGAUGAGAUGUAUGACGAGAAGGAACUGUUCGAGACGCAAUAUUACACUCAGGUGGCUAGAGCGAAGGCCAUGCUCACCAAAACGCGCUCGUCCUCACCCGCCCUCGUGUCCGCCACAUCAGCUGAUGACGGCCCUCACCACGGUUCUGGCUGCAAACACGACUUUGUCCGGCUGCCGAAGAUAGACUUGCCUCACUUUAGCGGGGACUAUCAGCACUGGCUAGAAUUUCGAGAUACGUAUCUUUCUCUUAUUCGCAAUAAUAAAAACAUGCGAGAAACAAACAAAUUCCACUACCUUCGCGCGGCUUUAACUGACAGUGCAUCUUUAGUCAUUAAGAGUAUAGAUUUUAAAGCUGACAAUUAUGGUAUUGCCUGGCAGUUACUGUGUGAAAGAUACAAUAAUGAAAGGUUACUUAUUAAUAAUCAUGUGCAGGCAUUAUUUAACUUUGAACAUAUCCAAAAGGAAUCUUGUAGUUCAUUACGUAAUAUGAUUGAUGUAACUAAUAAAAACUUAAGGGCUCUUGACACACUUGGACAGCCCACUGAACACUGGGACACAUUGGUUAUAUACAUGAUGUCUAAGAAAUUGGACACCUUGACCAACCGAGAGUGGGAAGAAUACAAAAACAAUUUAAAUUCACUUCCAAAUUUAAAAGAUUUCAUUAACGGUUGUGACCAAUUCGUCGUCACCAUUCCUUUGAAGGACUCGCCUGAGUGCUUGGGUGACUCUUAUGCGAUGGCCAAGCGUUGA